Messenger RNA from Scomber scombrus (Atlantic mackerel), 2994 nucleotides. It is a transcript of the gene lztr1, whose product is annotated as leucine zipper like post translational regulator 1. Gene Ontology annotation, cellular component: Golgi apparatus. The record is from RefSeq and is a predicted model, not a curated record. The transcript is spliced from 19 exons. NCBI's taxonomy places the organism in Eukaryota, Metazoa, Chordata, Actinopteri, Scombriformes, Scombridae. Gene Ontology annotation, molecular function: protein binding. The coding region runs from base 419 to 2761 and encodes 780 amino acids.
CUCCGGUUUUACUAACAUUGGUUUGGUUUUUACGUCUUGUGGCUUUUUAAAUGAAUUAGGAGGAACACACCAGCUGAAGAAGUAAACUGGAUAAAGCAGAUAUUAUAAUAUAUCGUCUAUUAUUUGUUUUAUUUAUUUGUUUGCUGUAGCUGUUUUGCUGCUGUAGCAAUAGCACAGCACUAGCUAGUUAGCGAGCAUUAGCUAUGCGGCUAAUUGUAGCUUUUAGCGUCGCCAGUCGCUAACUGACUGAAAAUAAUGCUAUAACGUCAAUAAAUCCGACUUUAGUUGUAUCUAUGUCAGUGAUCACAGUGUUAGACAGCUACUUAAGUGUUUAAACGAUGGCGUUAACUUAGCUGCGGGCUUCCGUGCAGAUGAGUGGCCCUGAGAAAAGGUGCAUCAGCUGGAUGAGUUAGCAACAAUGUCCUGUAAAUCUACUAAAGUGGCUCCAAGUGUUGACUUCGACCACAGUUGCUCCGACAGCGUGGAAUAUCUGACUCUUAACUUUGGCCCAUUUGAGACAGUUCAUCGCUGGAGAAGACUUCCUCCAUGUGACGAGUUCGUUGGUGCAAGGCGCAGCAAGCACACUGUUGUGGCGUACAGAGAUGCCAUAUAUGUGUUUGGGGGAGACAAUGGGAAGAACAUGCUGAAUGACUUGCUCCGCUUUGAUGUGAAGGACUGCUCAUGGUGUCGGGCCUUCACCACUGGAACUCCACCUGCUCCCAGAUAUCACCACUCGGCUGUUGUUUAUGGCAGCAGCAUGUUUGUUUUUGGGGGCUACACUGGAGACAUCUACUCAAACUCAAACUUGAAAAACAAAAAUGAUCUUUUUGAGUACAAGUUUGCAACAGGACAGUGGACUGAAUGGAAAGUGGAGGGGAGCUUGCCAGUGGCACGGUCUGCACACGGGGCUACAGUCUACAGUGAUAAACUGUGGAUAUUUGCUGGCUAUGAUGGGAAUGCGAGGUUGAAUGACAUGUGGACCAUCAGCCUGCAAGAUCGAGAACACGCAUGUUGGGAGGAGAUCGAUCAGAGUGGUGAGAUUCCUCCAUCUUGCUGCAACUUCCCUGUAGCUGUAUGCAGGGACAAGAUGUUUGUGUUUUCUGGUCAGAGUGGAGCUAAGAUCACCAACAACCUCUUCCAGUUCGAGUUCAAGGGCCACAUGUGGACACGCAUCCCAACUGAACAUUUACUGCGAGGCUCACCCCCGCCUCCCCAGAGACGUUAUGGCCACACAAUGGUUGCCUUUGACCGGCAUCUGUACGUGUUUGGAGGUGCUGCUGAUAACACUCUGCCCAACGAGCUGCACUGCUAUGAUGUGGACUCUCAGACCUGGGAGGUGAUCCAACCCAGCCUGGACAGUGAGAUGCCCAGUGGGAGACUCUUCCAUGCUGCUGCUGUGAUUCAAGAUGCCAUGUACAUCUUUGGAGGGACUGUGGACAACAAUGUACGCAGUGGGGAGAUGUACAGAUUCCAGUUCUCAUGUUAUCCAAAGUGUACUCUCCACGAAGACUACGGAAAACUGUUUGAGAACCGUCAGUUCUGUGAUGUGGUGUUUAUUCUGGGAGAAAGGGAGGAGAGAGUCUUGGGGCAUAUUGCCAUAGUGACCGCAAGAUGCCAAUGGCUGCGGAAGAAAAUCCUGCAGGCUCGGGACAGGCAGCGACAGAAGACUAAACAGGAGAGCAGCGAGGAGAGUGACGAGGGGGCAACUGGAGGAACGAGGGAUAUCUCAGGAGGCAACAAGCCAUCAGGUGCACAGCCGAUGCUAGAGGUCUCAAUCAGGGAAGCAGAGGCCCAGCCUUUUGAAGUCUUGAUGCAGUUCCUCUACACAGACAAGAUCCAGUACCCGCGCAGAGGUCACGUCCAGGAUGUUCUCCUAAUCAUGGAUGUAUACAAACUGGCCCUCAGUUUUAAGCUUUCCCGCCUGGAGCAGCUCUGCGUGCAGUACAUUGAGGCGUCUGUCGACCUGCAGAACGUUCUCAGUGUUUGUGAAAAUGCCAACAAGCUGCAAUUGGACCAGCUGAAGGAACAUUGCCUUAAUUUUGUGGUGAAGGAGUCACACUUCAACCAGGUGAUCAUGACAAAGGAGUUUGAACAUUUGUCCACACCACUGAUUGUGGAGAUCGUGCGGCGAAAGCAGCAGCCUCCCCUCAGGUUGUACUCGGACCAGCCUGUGGAUAUCGGGACCUCCCUGGUGCAGGACAUGAAGGCCUACCUUGAGGGAGGCGGCCUGGAGUUCUGCGACAUUAUUCUGCUGUUAGAUGGACACCCGCGACCUGCGCAUAAAGCCAUACUGGCAGCUCGAUCCAGUUACUUCGAGGCAAUGUUCCGCUCCUUCAUGCCCGAGGACGGUCAAGUAAACAUCUCCAUCGGUGAAAUGGUUCCAAGUAAGCAGGCAUUUGAGUCUAUGCUGCGUUAUAUCUACUAUGGGGACGUCAACAUGCCUCCAGAGGAUUCACUCUAUCUCUUUGCUGCACCAUAUUAUUACGGGUUUUCAAAUAACAGGCUGCAGGCGUACUGCAAGCAGAAUCUGGAGAUGAACGUCACUGUGGAGAAUGUCCUGCAGAUCCUGGAGGCGGCGGAUAAGACCCAGGCUCUGGACAUGAAGAAACACUGCCUCCACAUUAUUGUCCACCAGUUCAUCAAGGUAUCCAAGCUCCCCAACCUGCGGUCUCUCAGCCAGCUGCUGCUGUUGGACAUCAUUGAGUCUCUAGCUACACACAUAUCAGACAAACAGUGUGCCGAGAUGGGUUCGGACAUUUAGGAUGAUGUGGAGAGCCAGGCUCUGCUCUCCUCUUACAGAAGCCAUAUAUCUCUGCUCCACUUAUUUGUAUUCAUUCCCUCUUCCCCACACACAGUACUUUUUUUUAUGUUGGACCUUGCAUGUCUCAACUCCCAUAGACUCCUUUUUUAUUUGUGCAGUAUCAAGUUGUUUUUGUGUCUCACUCUGCAUCUCAAUGAGGAGUGAAAUCAGUGAAUAAACCAGUUUCUAGCUCA